UACAUCACAGAAGACCUGAUCAGGAGAUUGACUAAAUGUGAAAAUUUAGUCCUUGUGGGGACCCUGAAUUUGUCUACGUCGGCAGGAAGUGACAAACAAUUUAGAUAUAUUGAAAAUUUGGAUAAGUGUGAGCGCUUACACGUUCUCAACCUCAGUAACAACAGGAUCGAGAGAAUCGAGAAACUAGAGAAACUAUGUCAAUUGCGGGAACUCCACCUUUCCAGUAACAGGAUACGAAAAAUUGAAGGUCUAGAGCACAUGACAAAUCUUCAGGUUCUGAAUUUGGCCUUCAACAACAUUGAACAUCUUCCAGUUUGGAUAGCAAAGAAGCUCAGAUCUCUUCAUACUAUAAAUCUACAGAGAAACAAGAUAUCCUCACUUCAUGAGAUAACUAAACUGAAGCCCCUGAAGAACCUGACGAGUCUGUCAUUAGCAGAAAACCCCAUCUCCAGCCUGCCUCAUUAUCACCUCUUCCUAAUCUUCCAUCUGAGGUCACUGGAAAUGUUGGAUGGACAACCAAUCAGUCCACAGGAAAGAGAGCAAGCACAUCAGCGCUUUCACAUGGAGGAAGUGGAGCGUUUGGAGCAAGAGCUGGAGUUGAGAGCUGAAGAGACUGCACAGCUUCAGAGAGAGCGGACCACAGCCCUGGAAGAACUAGAGCGGCGGGAAACGCUCAACCAAAACCUGAGGCAACAGCAUCAGGAACAACAACGGAGCCGUGAGGAACUCCGGAGAGAGCUUGACACCAAAUCUGAACUGGUGG
This is a messenger RNA of Sinocyclocheilus grahami, 763 nucleotides long. Its product is annotated as centriolin-like. The record is from RefSeq and is a predicted model, not a curated record. Gene Ontology annotation, molecular function: protein binding. The annotation marks the transcript as partial. Lineage: Eukaryota; Metazoa; Chordata; Actinopteri; Cypriniformes; Cyprinidae. The transcript has 5 exons.